UUUGUUUUUCCUCUUCUUGUGAAGGAAAUGUAACAAGGACCACGCCUUUACGUAACCACUAGUUCGUAUCAGCUACUCAAACGCAUAUACCGAGUAACCAACAAUUCACUAAAUCUGCUAAACAAAUUUGAAGUUGAAGCUUGAAAUAUGUAAUCCUGUACUCUGGAUUGAGGCCGCGUGUUUUGUUAGUGUUUGUUGACACUUCUUGUUUGUAUUAUCAUAUUGUCUUAAUCUCACGCUUGUGUUACUUGUGUUUGUUUGCAUUCGUUUUCUUAAUUAAGUUUAAGUGCAUUCUUUGCGUAUACUGAGUGGUAGAUUAUCUGGAGCCACUGCUCCUCGCACUUCCCCUGCACACAAGGUAUCUUCAGGUUAAAUCUCAUCCUGGUACUUCCGGUCAUGAUUGUCGAAUUUUUUUGGUCGCUCGCUACCACUGAUUGUUAUCGAUUAGCUCAUUACUAAAUGUGAGUGCAUUUUAUUUUCUUCUUGAAUCUUCAGCCCACAUCUGUUAUUCUCUUGAGGAUGAAUGUGCAAAAGUCUAGACUCAACACAAUCCACUAUAUAUUUGUGUAAGUCUAUUUCAAUCCGAAAAUCUUAAUGCUUGAAAUGUGAGGAUGGUCCUACGUUAUUAUGGCUUGCAGUAUAAGAUGUAUAUGGGAUAGCAGCACUGCAAUGUAGUAUUGGAGUGUUACGCUUUCAAAAAGUAAAAACCGUCAGUGAAUAAGUAGUGUUAUCUUAAUAAGAAUCUUCCAUAGUCCACCAUCUUAGUGGCUUCCACAUUUCCUGACCUAGGUAUUGUGAGAAAGUGGUGAAAAAUUGUUCACUGUCCAUAAAUUCCCGGAUAAUAUAUUUAGUAGCACACUAAAUAGUUAAAGCUGGUAUAACAAGGAGUUGAAAUGCUUCCUUAUCAACCAGAUCUAUAUCAUUUCAUGCUAACAUCUAAACUGGUGGAUAUUUUUGACAAAAAUGAGUCGUGUCUUAAGAUCUAGUAUCAGAGAAAAUAAGUCAGAACAAGUCAUACCUCGGAAACAACGAAAUGAAAGAGUUUUUUCUGUAACCCCCUCAGUAUCUUCCAGCUCAACGGGAACCCCAGGAAGUCGUCUCACUCAGCGAAGACGACCGAGUCCCCCUGAUUCUUGUAGAAACGUAACAUCUGUCGGUUGUGAAUCUUUUAACUUAAGAGAUCAAAGCAAUAUAUCGGAUAAAUUGAAUACUUCCCUUGACGAUCAAAAAGAAACCCAUCCACCUGUGGUAUUUGAUUCACAUAUUACACAAUGUAAGGUCAGUUUCUCAGCCAACUCUGCAACUCAGGUUGCGGAAUCUAGUCCACUGAUUGUUGGAAGAGCAAAUGAGAUCAGUCGUUUGACAUCUCUGAUUCAGUCUUGUAUAGACACGAAGAAAAGUGCUAGUUUCUAUGUAAGUGGGGCCCCAGGAACUGGAAAAACAGCAGUUGUUCUGAAUGUUGUUCAAAAUUUUAAAACGUAUGGCAAAUGUAAUACUGCUGUGAUUAAUUGUAUGCAAUUAACGUCAUGUGCAGAUAUUUUUGGACGAAUAUCUACCGUUUUAGAAGCUCACAAUGGCAAGGAAAAUAAUUUAAUUAGCGAUGCUGAUUCAUUGGAAUGCUUUUUGAAUCAACAACCACAAAAAAAGACCAUUAUCCUAGUUUUAGAUGAAGUUGAUCAGUUAUCUACGCGUAGUCAGAAGUUACUCUACAGAAUUUUCGAAUGGCCAUCAAAACUUACUUGUCACACCAUUGUUAUUGGAGUAGCAAAUGCCUUAGAUUUACCAGAGCGUCUGCUGCCACGUUUGAAAUCAAAAGUUUACAAACCUAUUCAUAUUAUAUUUCAACCAUAUUCACAAUCUGAGCUUGCUGAAAUUGUCCAAGCUCAUUUAUCCAAAUCAUCAAGUCGUGGACCAUGUAUAGAAGCUCUUGCUAUACAACUAUGUUCUAGAAAAAUUGCUGCUUCUACAGGGGAUGCACGUACUGCACUAGAUAUAUGUCGCAGGGCGAUUGAUUUAGCCCAUCAAGAUGCUCGGAUGAAAAACAUAUCUGACGCGUUUAUUCCUCAAAAGGUGGCGGCUGAUUCUCACAUUACACCUUCCAUCCAGCAUAUAAGUAGGGCUUUAAAGGAAUCUCAGGUUGAUUCUCCUCUUCCUGUUAAAUCGUUUACUGGCGUUAAUACAUUUACUACUAAUGGCUCUGAGCUGCCAUUACACCAUAAGCUUCUACUGGCUAGCUGUCUUCUGUUAAGAAAACAAAAAGGUUUACGUGAAUUAUCGUUUAGCCUACUUUAUGAUACGUACAUUCUUAUAUGUAAGAAAAAACAAAUUACAAGUUUAAAUGAAUCUGAACUCUCCGCUGUAUGCGAUCUUCUUGAUUCUCGUGGAUUUAUUCAACUUACUGGUCCGCGUUACUCAGUUAAAGCUACAGUGGGUACACCAGCACGUUUAAGACGUAUCCGAUUACGUUUAGAUGAUUGUGGUGUCCAACAAGCUUUGAUGGACGAUUUCUUGCUGUCAUCAGUAAUGGAUAUAAAAUUACAAAAGUAAUUUUAUAUUUAAUCAUAAUUUAUCUGUAUAUAUUUAUCUAUAUGUUUCACUGUUGAACUAAUCAAACACGCUCUUAUUUCGUAUAAUUUUUCCCAUGUAAGUGUUUCGACCUAAAUUCGACAGUGUUUGUUUUCAUUACAGAUGAGAUCAUAUUUUUAAACUUAUGAAAGUCCUUGACAAUUAUUUUUGUAAUCUAUGCAAUUAUGAAAUAUAAAGAUGUUUUAUCUGUUCUCCAA
Messenger RNA from Schistosoma bovis, 2783 nucleotides. The record is from the annotation of a GenBank genome assembly. Lineage: Eukaryota; Metazoa; Platyhelminthes; Trematoda; Strigeidida; Schistosomatidae.